AUGCCCUCGGAUAUUCGGAGCUUCUUUGGAGGCAAGCCUGCACAGGAUUCAAGCAAUCCUCCCAAACCCUUAAAAGAGGAUCCCUCAACUGCACGGAAACGGCGAAGCAGAAAGGUCGUGGACGACAGCGAUGAUGACGAAGAUGUAGCGCCAGCGAAGGCACCGACACCUAAGACAAAACCAAAGAGUCAACCGAAACGCGAAGAACAGAAAGGCGAACCUACAACUAGCUCGGACUAUUUUGCUUCGACGAAGAAGCGAGGUCGGCCAUCCAAGGCCUCAACUGAGUCGAAGCCCGAAGAAGCACCCGCCAAGUCCUCCCGAACCACAGCACGGGAAGCUACGAAGAAGACCAAACAGGUUGUUGACGACGACGAGGGCCUUGGUGGAGACGAUAUCUUUGCAAGCGAAUACAGCAAGAAGAAGGAUGAUGACUACCUCGCCGCAGAUAGUGAUGAUGACGACAAUUUUGAAGUGCUAGAGGUCAAACCGACAACUGCAGCCUCUAGGAAAUCUCGAAGCAAGCCCUCGGUUCUUGAUGAAGACGAUGAUGUAGUCAUGGAAGAUCUUCCCAAGAUUGCUCCCAAGGCCGCCAGAGCCGGCCGAAAGCGAAAGUCAGAGGCCCUCAUCGACGAGGACGAGGAUGAUGACUACCAGGAAACGAAGAAGAAGCCAGCAUCUCGAGCUAAGUCGACUGCCUCUCCUGCUGCCAAGAAACCAAGGGCCACACCCAAGAAGAAAGAUCCAGAACCGGAGAACCCUGAGAUUCAGUCAAUCUUCGACAGCAUUCCGACCAUUAAGCCGCCAUCGCCACCUCCCGAGAAUGGAGAGACCAAGAAAUGGCAGUUUGGCGCGCAGCGUUCUCGCACACCCCCGACCGCUGGCACCAAAGAACUUCCUGUCGGCGCUGAGAACUGCUUGGCGGGCCUGGCGUUUGUAUUUACUGGCAUCCUUGAUACACUGGGUCGCGAGGAAGGCCAGGAAUUGGUGAAGAAAUACGGCGGCAAAGUCACUGGAGCCCCUAGCUCUAAAACCAGUUUCGUCGUUCUCGGCAGUGACGCAGGUCCCAAGAAGCUUCAGACCAUUGCAAAGUUUAAUAUCACAACCAUCAACGAGGACGGUCUUUUCGAACUCAUCCGCCGUUUGCCCGCUAAUGGUGGCUCCGGACAAGCCGCAGAAAAGUACGCGGCAAAGCAGAAAGCGGAUCAAGAAAAGGUUGAAAAGAUGGCAGCCGAGAUUGAUGCUGAAGAAAGGAGAAAGGAAGCAGCCAAGGCCAAGGCUAAGACACAGCAGAAUGGUCCAACUCCGCUUCCAGCUCAGGGCCCGCCGGUUGAUGAUCAACUUUGGACGACCAAGUAUGCGCCCACCUCAAUCAACAUGAUCUGCGGUAACAAAAGUGCCGUCGAGAAAAUCCAGAAUUGGUUACGGAACUGGCACAAAAACGCAAAGGGGGAUUUCAAGAAGGCCGGACCGGACGGCUCAGGCGUGUAUCGUGCCGUCAUGAUCCAUGGUCCACCAGGAAUUGGCAAGACUACAGCUGCACACCUGGUAGCGAAGCUUGAAGGAUAUGAUAUUGUUGAAACCAACGCCAGCGACACCAGAAGCAAAAAGUUGGUGGAGAAUGGUACCUUGGGUGUUUUGGACACGACGUCUUUGCAAGGCUACUUUGCCGGAGAAGGAAAGAAGGUUGAAAGUGAGAAGCGCAACCUCGUCUUGAUCAUGGAUGAAGUCGACGGCAUGUCAGCCGGUGACCGUGGAGGCGUUGGUGCAGUCGCAGCAAUCGUCAAGAAAACCAACAUUCCGAUUAUUCUCAUUUGCAACGAACGACGACUACCAAAGAUGAAGCCCUUUGACCACAUCACCUUCGAUGUUCCGUUCAGACGCCCGUCGAUAGAUCAACUCCGUGCCAGACUUUCUACCAUAUGCUUCCGUGAGAAGAUGAAGCUCCCUCCGUCUGUGAUGGAGGCUCUGGUGGAAGGCUCACAUGCUGAUAUUCGACAAAUCAUUAAUAUGCUAUCUGCAAUCAAACUGGACUUGUCAAACAUGGAGGAUCAGUCAGGCAUCGGUUUCGACAAAGGCAAACAGAUGGCCAAGGCAUGGGAGAAGCAUGUUAUACUCAAGCCCUGGGAUAUCACAAGCAAAAUCCUCAACGCGCAAACGUUCGCACCAAGCUCCACCUCAACACUCAACGACAAGACGGAACUUUACUUCAACGACCACGAGUUUAGCUAUCUGAUGCUCCAGGAGAACUAUCUGCGCACCAAUCCCACUCUCGCCACAAGCUAUGAAGAUAAAAAAGAGAACAAUCUGAAACAACUGGAAUUAGUUGACAAAGCAGCAUCAAGUAUCAGUGACGGAGAUCUCGUGGACCGCAUGAUUCAUGGAACCCAACAGCAAUGGAGUUUGAUGCCGACCCACGCUAUCUUCAGCUUUGUACGACCGGCCAGUUUCGUAUUUGGCAACAUGAGCGAGAGGCCACAGUUUACCACAUGGCUUGGCCAGAACAGCAAGCAAGGCAAACUGUCACGUUUCGUGAAGGAGAUCCAAGGUCACACGCGUCUCCGGACUUCGGGCAAUCGCGACGAAAUUCGUCAGCAGUAUAUGCCCUUGCUUUGGGACAAGACCGUCAAGCGUCUCAGAGACGAAGGCAAGGAGAGUGUGGAUGAGGUCAUCGACUUUAUGGAUGCAUACUUCUUGACGCGUGAUGACUUUGACGCGAUGGUUGAACUUGGCCUGGGGCCCAUGGAUCAAUCCAAAGUCAAGCUGGAGACUCAGACCAAGGCCACCUUCACACGCCUCUAUAACCAACGGUCACAUCCGCUUCCAUUCAUGAAAGCGAGCAAUGUCGUUGCGCCGAAGAAGGAAUCCAAGGACAGACCUGACGUGGAAGACGUCGUUGAAGAGUCGGACGAAGAAGAGGUUGUGGAUGAGGCCAAGGGUGAUGAUGAAGAAGAGGAGCUGGACUUGAAGAAGGACAAGUACGUCAGCGUACCCAAGAAGAAGGCUGCUGCUGCCAAAGGCAAGAAGGGAAAGAAGGCCACCGCCGCGAAUGACGAUGGAUUCAUCGAUGAUAGCGAGGAGAAGCCGAAGAAGGGCCGCAAGGCGAAGCCCAAGGCUAAGGCUUAG
Penicillium cataractarum is the source of this 3126-nucleotide messenger RNA. Its product is annotated as replication factor C subunit 1. Gene Ontology annotation, cellular component: DNA replication factor C complex; nucleus. The coding region runs from base 1 to 3126 and encodes 1041 amino acids. Lineage: Eukaryota; Fungi; Ascomycota; Eurotiomycetes; Eurotiales; Aspergillaceae. The record is from RefSeq and is a predicted model, not a curated record. Gene Ontology annotation, biological process: DNA replication; DNA repair. Gene Ontology annotation, molecular function: ATP binding; DNA clamp loader activity; ATP hydrolysis activity. The transcript is spliced from 5 exons.